Molecule: messenger RNA, 1812 nt
Organism: Felis catus (domestic cat)
Lineage: Eukaryota; Metazoa; Chordata; Mammalia; Carnivora; Felidae
Product: zinc finger protein 211
Biological process (GO): regulation of DNA-templated transcription
Source: RefSeq, a predicted model, not a curated record
AUGUUAACUUUGCACGAGUCCGUUGGCGGCGGCCCGCCCAGGUACCCGGCUCAGGUCAGUGUGACCUUCCAGGAUGUGGCCGUGUACUUCUCCUGGGAAGAAUUGCGUCUCCUUGCUAAGGCUCAGAGACGCCUGUACCAUGAUGUGAUGCUGGAGAACGUGGCACUUGUGAUCUCGCUUGGUGGUUGGCAUGGAGCAGAGGAUGAGGAAGGACCUUCUGAGCAGCAUAUUUCAGAUCAAGGGGGUUCACAGAUCAGGCCUGUCAAGGCAGGUCUGUCUCCUCAGAAGGCCAACCCUUGUGAGAUAUGUGGCUUGAUCUUGAACGACAUUUUUCACUUGGCUGAAUACCAGGGAACACAUCACAGGCAGAAAUUACGCAUAUAUGCGGCAUGUGAGGAACUAUUUUAUUUCAGAGCAAACCUUUAUCAGCACGAAAAGCAGAUUGGAGAGAAACUAUUGAGAAGCAAUGUAAGGAGAGCCUUAUUUGUGAACAACUGCAAAUUCUGUGUGUCAGGGAAGCCCUUCACCUUCAGGGAGGCUGGGAAGGACUUCCUGGAUGACUCAGGAUUUUAUCAACAGGCCACACACACCAGGGAGAAGUCAAAUAGUGGAAUCAAGUGUGAGGAUGCCUCUACAAAGGAAAAUACUCAUUACAACAGGGAAGACCACAAAAACUUUAAGCUGCAAAUGCACAUUUGUUUAGUGCCAGACAGCCGCCCUGGAGAAAGAUGUUAUAUUUGCAAUGAAUGCGUGAAAUCCUUUAACCAAAUCUCCUACCUCAUUAGACAUCAGAGAGUUCACACUGGAGAAAGGUCUUAUGAGUGUAGUGAAUGUGGGAGAUCUUUUAGCCAAAACUCUAAUCUCAUUCAACAUCAGAGAAUUCACACUGAAGUAAGACAUUAUUAGUGCUAUGAAUGCAGGAAAUCUUUUCACCAAAGCUCUGCACUCCUUCAACAUAGAAGAGUUCAUACUGCCGAAAGGCCUUAUGAAUGUAGUGAAUGUGGGAAAUCCUUUAGAUAUAUGUCCAGCCUCAUUACACAUCAGAGAGUUCACACUGGAGAAAGGCCUUAUGAGUGCAGUGAAAGUGGGAAGUCCUUUAAGAAAAGCUCUUCACUCCUUCAACAUUAGAGAGUUCACAGUGGAGAGAGGCCUUAUGAAUGCAGCAAAUGUGGGAAAUCAUUUUGCCAAAACAUUGUGCUCCAUCAACACCAGAGGGUUCACACUACAGAAAAACCUUAUUGGUGCAAUGAAUAUGAGAAAUCAUUUAGACAUAUAUCCAGCCUCAUUACACAUCAGAAAGUGACUGGAGAAAGGCCCUAUGAGUGCAGUGAGUGUGGGAAAUCUUUUGAGAAAAGCUUUUUCCUUUACCAUCUGCGAGUUCACACUGGGAAAAGGCCUUAUGAAUGCAGCGAAUGUGGGAAAUCAUUUCAUCAAAAUUUUGUGCUCCUUCAACAUCAGAGGAUUCACACUGGAGAAAAGCCUUAUCAGUGCAGUGAAUGUGAGAAAUCCUUUAGUCAAAGCUCUACCCUCACCACACAUCAGAAAAUUCACACUGGAAAAUAACCUUAUAGGUUGAGGAAUGUGUGCAAUUCUAUACCUACGGUUUCGAGCUCCUAAAAUACCAAAAUGCAUACACUGGAGAAAGACUUUAUGAGUGCAUUGUAUGUGGGAAAUCCCCUACUAAAAACGCCAGCCUUGGGGCACCUGGGUGGCUCAGUUGGUUAAGCAUCUGACUUUGGCUCCUCAUGAUCUCCCAGUUUGUGGGUUUGAGCCCUGCAUUGGGCUCUGUGCUGACAGCUCAGAGCCUGGAGC